AAACCCUAAAAAUUUGCAGAGUGCAGAGCAGCCAUGGCCAUGAAUUUCCAAGUAUACCCUUCCCUUCUUCUUCUUCUUCCAUUACUGCUCCAGCUUCCUUCGGUGUUAGUUUCCGGCACCCGACGUGAAAUUCCAAUACUGUCCCUACACAAUAGAGACGCGGCCGCCCUGAGAAGCAGCGAAGGUUUCUUGUCGGACUACAAGACGUAUUAUUACAAUCAAACGCUUGAUCAUUUCAACUACGCGCCGCAGAGCUAUGUAACAUUCCGACAAAAAUACCUGGUGAACCGGCGAUAUUGGGGAGGUCCCGGAUCUCCCAUUAUAGCAUCUCUUGGGGCGGAGGAACCCAUCGAUGCUGACUUGGCAGUCAUUGGCUUUCUUGACGAUAAUGCCCCUGUCUUCAAUUCUCUUUCUAUUUUCAUCGAGCAUAGAUUUUAUGGACAAUCAAUUCCUUUUGGAACAACAUUUGAGGAAGCAUUGAGAAAUAGUACGACUCGUGGCUAUUUUAGUUCGGCUCAAGCUUUAGCCGAUUAUGCAGAGGUUUUGUUGCAUAUAAAGAAUAAAUUCUCGGCUAAAAAAUCCCCCAUUAUUGUAAUUGGAGGAUCCUACGGAGGAAUGUUAGCUUCGUGGUUUCGGCUCAAAUAUCCACAUAUUGCUCUUGGAGCGCUUGCCUCGUCAGCUCCUAUUCUUUAUUUCGAUAAUAUUACUCCACAAAAUGGAUAUUAUUCUGUUGUAACAAAAGACUUCAGGGAAGUGAGCGAGAAUAGUUACCAAACGAUAAAGGAUUCAUGGGCUGAAAUCGACAAAAUUGCAUCCCAACCCGAUGGGCUAUCCAUACUUAGCCAAAAAUUCAAGACUUGCCAGAAACUAGAAAACUCGGAUGAGCUCAAGGAUGCUUUGGAUGCAAUGUACGCGACAGCUGCGCAAUACAAUGAACCCCCAAAGUAUCCGGUCACAGUGAUCUGCCGGGGGAUAGAUCAACAUUCUUCUUCGGAGAAUACCACCCACCCCGACAUUAUUGGAAGGAUCGCGGCUAGCGUCGUCUCGUACUUUGGCAACAAAACUUGCUACUUCAAUUCAACUAAAGCCCCUACACAAACCUCUAUAGGAUGGAGCUGGCAAACUUGCAGUGAAAUGGUGAUGCCUGUUGGGAGAGGUGUAAACGACACAAUGUUUCCGCCCGAUCCGUUUUAUUUAAAAGAAUUUGUCAGAAGAUGUAAACAUUCUUUCGGUGUCGUGCCACGGCCACAUUGGAUCACAACUUACUAUGGCGGAUAUGAUAUUAAAUUGGUCCUUAGCAAAUUCGGGAGCAACAUUAUAUUCUCCAAUGGCCUUAGAGAUCCGUACAGCAGUGCUGGGGUCCUCGAAGAUUUAUCUCCAAGUAUUUUAGCUGUGACUACACACAACGGUUCUCAUUGUCUAGACAUAAUUAGAUCUUCAGAAACUGAUCCGGAAUGGCUGAUCGAGCAAAGGAAAAUUGAAGUUGGAAUUAUUCAAGGAUGGCUUAAACAAUAUUAUGAGAGUAUGCAGUUUUUUGGGAUUAAGACUUAAUUAAAACAAUGAUGGUCUAGUUGACAUUAUAUAUAUAUAUAUAUAUAUAUGUAUGUAUUUGGAUUAUUAAAUUAUAAAAAGUAUAUUUACUAUUGGCGAUUGAUCUAA
Molecule: messenger RNA, 1659 nt
Organism: Andrographis paniculata
Lineage: Eukaryota; Viridiplantae; Streptophyta; Magnoliopsida; Lamiales; Acanthaceae
Exons: 9
Coding region: 34-1551 (505 amino acids)
Biological process (GO): proteolysis
Molecular function (GO): serine-type exopeptidase activity; dipeptidyl-peptidase activity
Source: RefSeq, a predicted model, not a curated record